AUUUGCCCUCAGUCCCCCGGCUGUGCGGACAUGCUGCUCCUGCUCUCCUCCUCCUACUCCUCCUUGGCCGCCGCUCCCAGAUUCACCGCGCCGCGCCCCCUGCCCGCCCUCCGCCGCGAUCCCGGCCUGCCAAGACCCCUACAGCCUCGCAGGCCGUGGUUCGUGGCCGCACCCUUACCGCCGGUGGCGUGCGCGCGCGAGAGGCAGGCCGGCCGCUCUCCUCUGGUGUGCCGCGUGGUGUUCCCGGCACCCGACGAGUAGUGGCUCGCUACUCCCGGAGGUGCAGGUGUAAAUGCAGUCCACAAAUUCGGCAUGAGCCCCCUUUCUGAGCUGGUGUGGUCUCCGGAUGAGGGUUUGAGCAUUAAAAUUGCAGCAUCCAGCCUAAGCACUAGGAAGGCUUCUCUUCGCUGGAAUGCAGAUACAUUGAGCAUAGUAAUAUCUUCACCCCAACAAAGUGGUGCUGGUGGUGCAAAGAGCAGUGAUAACAUAUAUGAUAACCCAGAGGUGUCAGAAAAGAUGCCAUCACAACUACGGACUCGCAGUGACAGCUCAGUGAGAGUAACAGCUAACCCAAAUAGAAUUGCUACCCUUGAUGCCCUACGAUCUACGUCUAUGAGAUCGCAUGAGCAAGAUUCAAGGAUCAAUGUUAUGAACGAAGGGAAAGAAGGGUCUGAAAACUGCUGCAUGGAUAAGCCAGAGGACAUGAAAGUGGGUAGUUGUCCAACAAGACGUUGCGAGGAUGCUUCCCACAGUUCACCUUCCAGGAAAAAAGUCAUGGCUAGUGUUUCAGAAAACCAGGUUUACUGUGCAACCACAGUCCAUAAUGAAAGAUCUUGGGCAACUAAUGCGUGGCGUGCUCGAUUAAUAAAAGCAGUUUGUCAGAAAGAUUCUAUGUUGCCAAAGAACACAGAGAAUGCACUGCCACCUUCUUCCUUAGGAAUUUCAUGUGAUGCAGGAGAGUUCUCGGGCAAAUUGGUAGGUUUCAUAGGUAACAGAAAUGUUCAGACUCUGGGCAAUGAUAGCAAUCUAAUUAGUAAUGUUCCAGCCAUUCAUUCUCAUGGCAAGCACCAAGACCCGGUUCUGCAGGAAAGCCAUAAGGAUGAGCCUGUUGUUGCGAGAGGGGAGUCAGCAUCUGCUGUCAAUGCUGUUGAAAAAUGCGAGUCAGCACCUGGAGUUGAUGCCAGAAAGCUUGAGAAGGGCAAGGAAAAAGUUAUAUACAAUGACAGCAAUUUUGUUAGCAAUACAAAGGAGAGUGAUGACAGCAAUGAGAGCAUAGAGAGCUGUACGAGUACAAAGGCGCCAAAGCGGAAGCAUUCGCAAUGUUCUGAAGCCAAGCUGCCAUUUGGAAACAAAAGAUUUAGAAGGGGAGACAAUGAGAGUUCUUGCUCAGGUUUACUGGAAAAAUGUGGUAGCUCUUUCUUUAACUGGAUGUCAUCACUCACAAAUGGGUUACCCAUGCUUGAUGAAGCCACUGCUGCCGUUCCACUUGAUCAGAAGUUUUCAGCAAGUACAGGAGAAGGAUCUGCUGCACCUCCCCUGCUACUUCAAAACAACAGUGGCAUUCCUAUGCACUCUGUUGGCUUCAAUUCACUCUUCCAGUCUCUGUAUACUCGUAAUGUUAUGAUAACUUCAAGAAAUAACUGCCAUCAAUUAGGCACUGGACAUGUUUUCAAUAGACUGGCCCUGGAACUAAAUAAUAGCAAUUCUGUGUUGGACAAACAAAUUGGCAUGGGCAGAGAAACUCUUAAUGUGACUGCUGAGACUUUAGCUGCUGAACGCUUACAAAUGGUUUCUGGUGGCAGUAAAGGAAAUUUUCAUAAUCAAAUCGACAUUUUCCCAACGAGACUAGAAAGAAAUAUGAAACUGCCGAACUCCAGUCAGUUUUGUUCUAAAUCUCUAGAAGAAAAACAAAAUGAGUGCACUGUCGGUUGCUCAAAUGAUGCAACAAGAAAUAAAGGUGGUUUUGGGGAAAGCUUGUGGGUAAGUCGGCUUUUGCCAAAAACAUCAUUGGAAGUGAUGGAGGCAACACCAUGCAAUGCAGACAGUGCUGUUAAUCCAAACGCUGUGGGCGACAAAUUGUAUUGUCCAUCUCUUCAAAAUUUUAAUGCAGAGAAGGAAUUAAACGGUGCACAAAACCUCACUAGCAGAGGAAGCAGCGAUGGUGCAACAAGUAGUAAAUAUCCAGCAAUGCCUCCAGAAGAACCUAAGCAAUCUGAAACAAUGGCUUCUGUUUUUGCAAAGAGAUUGGAUGCACUUAGACAUGCAAAGACCUCUGCAGUAAGGUUGGCUAUCGCAUGUGAUCGUGGAAUGCCCAAACUGAAUAACCACAAAACAAACUCUUUUGUUGUUAGUUACAAUAGCCGUGAUGAGCUAGAGGCGGGACAGGAAACUCAUAAAUCUUCUAGUGGAAAUGGAAGAAUAGUUUUGUGGGCACACGACAAAGUUAAGGAACAAAGUAACGAAGAAUUAAGAGGAAACAUGUCUGAGCACAAGCAUCAGGAUCAUGGAGGGAGCACAGCUGCUCCUCAGCAUAAUUUACAAGUGAACACAUGGGCCGAAGAUAUUGAUACAAGAAGAAUAGAAUUGAAGGAAGGCAGCUCAGAUGUUAUGGCUGGUCUGCCAGAUAACAAGCAAAUUGUACCUUAUGGCAUUAUGCCCAAUGUUGCCUGUGAUGAAUCAAGUGUUGUUUUUGGAGCCUUACAUAGGCUUCGCUUGUCUCGCUCGGAUAUAAUAAGAUGGCUGAGAUCACCAAUCAUGCACACUACCUUAGAUGGCUUUUUUGUGCGACUACGAUUUGGUAAAUGGGAGGAAGCAUUGGGUGGCACUGGAUACCAUGUUGCUCGCCUGAAUGGAGCACUGGAUAGGAAUCGCCUUUCGGUAACGAUCAGAAAUUCAACCUGUCAAGUAGAUUCUCGCUUUGUAUCCAACCACGACUUCCACGAGGAUGAGCUGAAAGCAUGGUGGUCUGCUGCCAUGAAGGGUGAAUGGAAGCUACCAUCAAAAGAAGAGCUGAGUAUGAAGCUAAGAGAAAGAGAGCUACUUCGUUCUUAGAACAGAACGACUCAGAGACCUGAGAGCAGUACCAAGAUAUGGAGAUUUCUGUCCAUCAUGCUAGUUACCUUAAUGGGGAAAAUGCCAGUCAGUUGAUGUGCCAUGGCUACCGAUCGGCUGUAUUUUCGUCUGAAAAGGCGCCGCUGCUGCUAUCAUUAUCAUUCUUGGUAUGUUCAGAUGUUAGGAUGCCGUUCUUUGCUGAGUCAUGGGUCUCAGUUAUAGCAUCACCUUGUUGUAUUAACAUAUGAUUUGCUAUUAUUUUUGUGAUGGGAUGAGGCGCUAUGUGAUAUCCCGUCGAUCUGUAAAUAUAGGAAGGUACUGACAGAACGGUACAAUUGUACAACUGUUAAUUAAUACUUCCUUGAAAUAAGAUUUAUUUUUCGCCACUGUCA
Messenger RNA from Setaria italica (foxtail millet), 3443 nucleotides. RefSeq lists its product as uncharacterized. Bases 313 to 3051 code for a protein of 912 amino acids. Lineage: Eukaryota; Viridiplantae; Streptophyta; Magnoliopsida; Poales; Poaceae. The record is from RefSeq and is a predicted model, not a curated record. The transcript has 7 exons. Gene Ontology annotation, molecular function: DNA binding.